Messenger RNA from Glarea lozoyensis ATCC 20868, 1155 nucleotides. Its product is annotated as RNA-binding, RBD. Gene Ontology annotation, biological process: mRNA splicing, via spliceosome. The transcript is spliced from 2 exons. Gene Ontology annotation, molecular function: RNA binding. The coding region runs from base 1 to 1155 and encodes 384 amino acids. NCBI's taxonomy places the organism in Eukaryota, Fungi, Ascomycota, Leotiomycetes, Helotiales, Helotiaceae. Gene Ontology annotation, cellular component: U2-type spliceosomal complex; U2 snRNP. The record is from RefSeq and is a predicted model, not a curated record.
AUGAACGGAACACCCUCAACCUCUUCCUCGGCUGCGGGCACAGCUGCAAGUUCCUUUCCUACUGAUCCGUCAGAAUUUGACGCAGAUGAUAGAAUCUCCUUUUCGAAGCUUGACAACAAGUUCCUACUCGUAGUUGCAGAUGGAACGGAGUACGAAUUCGACGACGCAAUCAAACGAUGGAUUCCAGUAGUCGACGAGGCGCUAUUGGAGCAGCAGCAGAAGGCAUAUCAGGUUGAGGGUGUCGAUGAGAGCGAACCAGUUGAUGCACUGAAGCGCAAGAGGAAGAAGGAAUAUGUUAACGGAGAAGAUGAAGGCGGACGCGAAAAGAAAGCCCCCAAGAAAACCAAAGCGCCGCUCCCACCAAAAGCCAAUACAGCAGUUUACGUAACCGGGCUUCCAUUUGAUGUCACCAUACCAGAAGUCCAUGAAGUGUUCUCGAGAAAAUGCGGCGUUAUUGCAGAGGAAAUCGAUAGCGGAGCGCCUAGGAUAAAGUUAUAUACGGAUAGCAAGGGCAUCUUCAAGGGUGAUGCAUUGAUUGUAUUCUUCAAGCCGCCGAGUGUCGAUAUGGCGAUUAUGCUACUGGACGACACUCAAUUCCGUAUGGCCGAUGGGGAAGGAAGCGGGCGCAUGAGGGUCCAAGCUGCAGACAUGAGCUACAAGAGAGUUCAGAAUGACACUGAAGUUACGGCUAAAGAUAAGGAGAAGGAAAAGGAAAGACAGCGGACCAAGGCUAGGGAUAAGCAGAAGAUUAUCAAGAAGACUCAGAAACUGGAUGCUCGAUUAGCGGACUGGAGUGAUGAUGAGCCAUCCGCGAUACAGGAAACUUCGUCGAGGUUCGAUAAGGUGGUCAUUUUAAAGCAUAUGUUUUCGCUUGCGGAAUUGGCAGAUGAUCCAGCUGCCAUUCUGGACAUAAAAGAGGAUAUUCGCGAGGAGUGUAGCAAGCUGGGAGAGGUUACCAACGUGGUCUUAUUCGACUUGGAGGAGGAAGGAAUUGCGAGCGUCCGAUUUACAAACGCAGAAGCCGCCAAAGCUUGUGUUAUCCUUAUGAAUGGUAGAAAUUUCGAUGGCCAGAAGGUAGAAGCUUACGUCUCGGAGGGCAAGGAAGUUUUCAAAAAGUCGAAAAAGAAGGAGGAUGAAACUUCGCUUGACGAUUGA